CUUUGGAUUCAUCUCCUACAGCGAUCAACCUCCUCCAGAUGGAACGGGUGUUGGAGAAAAGUUUGGUCACAGUAAAGGAGUUGUGAUGAUGGAUAAAGACAAGACAGGAGUCUGGCUCCUACACAGCCAACCAAGGUUCCCUUAUGAAAGAGAUGAAAAGAACUUCUGGCCUAAAGCUAAAAAAGGAGACAAAGUAACAAGGAAUGCUCAGACAUUUAUCUGUGUAACAUUCAAGUACGGCGAGUUCCAACAUAUAGGUCAACACCUGCUGAACAUCGCAGCUUACCCGUUUGAAAGUCAUAUUCCAAACGACUUUCAUACUGAGCUUAAUGAUGCUGCAAAGAAAGAAUGGAACAAAAGAAAACCAGGAGAGAGAAUCAAGGACCUGACAUCAGAAGGAACAAUGCAGUUUCGUAGCUUUGCUAAGAAACUGUAUACAAGAAAGUUAAGGCGUCGAAGAGGCGUACCCACACCCAAAGCCAAAGCCAAAGCCAACCCCUUAGGACCUAAAAAAACAAUGAAGGCAGGUAAAGCAAGCAGCCAAAGACCAAAAGCACCUUCUCAAAUUGUACCGGUGACACUUAAAGACGAAAAUAAAUUUGAAGGAGAUCUUUACCUCGCUAUUGCAGACGAAUACCAGACUAAUGUGAAAGUCCAGACCUGGGGCUGCCAGAUACAUCGCGACGGUUCCUACUGCGUACAAAAUAAACAUCAUGUGAUCAAAAUUACAUCUGGAAAAACUAAGCUGGGUAACGUGGCAGUUGAGUGGCCGACUACAAAAGAUCAUUCCAAGUGGUGUGUAGGUGAAAGUAAUAAUAAUCAUCUGAUCUGUAUCGCUGAUGUAAACAGAUCAGUCAAACAAUACGAAAGGCCGGGGGGGGCACUGUGCUUUGAACAUCAACAGGCAAGUGAACUAUUUAAAGGUGUUAUUUCUGAAACUCAGCCUUGCCCAAGUCCAACCGGGGCCGGUGCCGGUAAGCGUCGCACCGUCCGUUCCACCGACCCUGACCCUGACUGUAACUGUGACUCUAACACUGACUGUGACAGUGACUCUGAUUAAUCAUCGAUAGGAUAAAUACUCCUCUCCUCGCCGUCUACAAGUCCUGUUUUGUUUCUGGUGUUUGGGUCUGAGUGUGCUUUGGUUUUUCACUUUCAAAUCAUUAUAAAUUGACACAUAUUUCUGAAUCCAAAGUUAAAUACAAAAGAGGGUGGACAGAAAUAUAAAUUACUUCUAAAAAAUUAUAAUGGCUACCAAUUGUCACUGUUGAUAGAUAAUAAGUAGUUUGAACGUUUCUAACUUAAGUCAGAGUUUAUGUGUUUAACAUUUUAAGGGUUGCCCUAGCUAAAAUAGAUCUAACGUUGUCAUGAGUUACAACUUCAAUCUUACAGCUCGCCCUCAGUAGAUGGAAAGUCCUCCAUAAAAUAGCGGUUGUCAUGGCGCUUGGUUUUGUCAGGUAAAGAGGAAGAUGAGGAGGAGCAAGCGGCUGUUUUGUUUCUCCGGGACAGAUUCCACUCAUCAGAUAUCUUUAAUAAUUGUGAUUAAUACUCUGGCUUCUGUUUUCCAGGAGCUGAGACACGUUACUGUCCUGCUGGCAGCAGACUCCUUAGAUCACCUUCUGAUUUACAGCUCCUCAUUUACAACAGUUAGCCAGUGUAGCUAUCAUUAGGUUUGUUAUGGGGUCAGCCCUAUGUUCCCACAUUUCUAAGAUUUUUCCUAAAAUGAGGCCCUAUGUUAGGGUUA
Molecule: messenger RNA, 1741 nt
Organism: Perca flavescens (yellow perch)
Lineage: Eukaryota; Metazoa; Chordata; Actinopteri; Perciformes; Percidae
Product: cell death-related nuclease 6-like
Exons: 7
Coding region: 86-1060 (324 amino acids)
Biological process (GO): apoptotic DNA fragmentation
Molecular function (GO): deoxyribonuclease II activity
Source: RefSeq, a predicted model, not a curated record